CGCAAAUCUGCAGCCCGAGAGCUCACACUUCCUGCAAAGUGCUCAACCCUAAGGCAGUGAGCGCAGGAGCUGGGAAGGCGAGCCCUGAGCCCUAAGCCGGAGCGGAGUCCAGCCGGGAGGCUGUUUGAUCGCUGCCCGUGACACCAUGGAUCUGCACGUCUUCGACUACUCGGAACCGGGGAACUUCUCCGACAUCAGCUGGCCGUGCAACAGCAGUGACUGCAUCGUCGUGGACACUGUGCAGUGCGCCAACAUGCCCAACAAGAACGUCCUGCUGUACACGCUCUCCUUCAUCUACAUCUUCAUCUUCGUGAUUGGCAUGAUCGCCAACUCCGUGGUGGUCUGGGUGAACAUCCAGGCCAAGACCACGGGCUACGACACGCACUGCUACAUCUUGAACCUGGCCAUCGCCGACCUGUGGGUGGUGGUCACCAUCCCGGUCUGGGUGGUCAGCCUCGUGCAGCAUAACCAGUGGCCCAUGGGCGAGCUCACGUGCAAGGUCACUCACCUCAUCUUCUCCAUCAACCUCUUUGGCAGCAUCUUCUUCCUUACGUGCAUGAGCGUGGACCGCUACCUCUCUGUCGCCUACUUCACCAACACCUCCAGCCGCAAGAAGAAGAUGACGCGUCGUGCCGUGUGUGUCCUGGCGUGGCUCCUGGCCUUCUGUGUGUCCCUGCCCGACACCUACUACCUGAAGACUGUCACGUCCGCUUCGAACAAUGAGACCUACUGCCGGUCCUUUUACCCCGAGCACAGCGUCAAGGAGUGGCUGAUCAGCAUGGAGCUGAUCUCUGUGGUCCUGGGCUUUGCCCUCCCUUUCUCCAUCAUUGCCGUCUUCUACUUCCUGCUCGCCCGAGCCAUCUCCUCCUCCAGCGACCAGGAAAAGCACAGCAGCCGGAAGAUCAUCUUCUCCUACGUGGUGGUCUUCCUCGUGUGCUGGCUCCCCUACCACGUCGUGGUACUGCUGGACAUCUUCUCCAUCCUCCACUACAUCCCCUUCACCUGCCAGCUGGAGAACUUCCUCUUCACGGCUCUGCACGUCACGCAGUGCCUGUCCCUGGUGCAUUGCUGCGUCAACCCCGUGCUCUACAGCUUCAUCAACCGCAACUACAGGUACGAGCUGAUGAAAGCCUUCAUCUUCAAGUACUCGGCCAAAACGGGUCUCACCAAGCUCAUCGAUGCCUCCCGAGUGUCGGAGACCGAGUACUCGGCUUUGGAGCAAAACACCAAGUGACGCGCUCUGCACAGCCUCCGGGAUGGGUGCUUGCUCCCAGCAGGGCACUGGGCUGCGUCAUUUUCCACAGUAAAGCAAAGUGGCUUCAGGCUUGAUGCCGCGGUUGCGUGAAAAGGGGAACGUGUGUCCCUGUGGCUCCUUUCUCUCUCUCUCUCGUGCCAAUGCGGCUGUCUGUCGCCUGGCCGUGUGUCCCGACGGAGUGGCACCCACCGUGCGGGGCUGUGCCGAGUGGUCCCCGCUGCUUGUCACACCAGCUGCGGGACAGCCUUGCCUGCACUUCUGUAAAAUAGGACUUUUCUGUGCUCCCUGAAGGUUUUAUAUGGUGGUUUGUAUUUAAAUCUUAAGACUUUAUUUUUCUCACCCUUGAUGUACCUUCUAAAUGUAUUUGAAAGUUUAAAUAUAUUUUAAAUAUUGUAUGGGAGGUAUAAUGCUGACAUAUAUUCAGUGUUGUAGUUUCGACAUUAGUUUGACUUCCGUUUUGACUAAGGAUGACAUUAAUGUUAGCUGUUUUGAAAGUAUAUAUAUAUAUAUACACACACACACACACGCAUACAUAUAAAUAUAUAUAUA
Lagenorhynchus albirostris (white-beaked dolphin) is the source of this 1804-nucleotide messenger RNA. RefSeq names its product atypical chemokine receptor 3 (gene ACKR3). Gene Ontology annotation, molecular function: chemokine binding; G protein-coupled receptor activity; coreceptor activity. The transcript has 2 exons. Gene Ontology annotation, cellular component: membrane. Gene Ontology annotation, biological process: G protein-coupled receptor signaling pathway; angiogenesis; chemotaxis. The record is from RefSeq and is a predicted model, not a curated record. Bases 146 to 1234 code for a protein of 362 amino acids. NCBI's taxonomy places the organism in Eukaryota, Metazoa, Chordata, Mammalia, Artiodactyla, Delphinidae.